Seriola aureovittata is the source of this 2658-nucleotide messenger RNA. It is a transcript of the gene ssrp1a, whose product is annotated as structure specific recognition protein 1a. Gene Ontology annotation, cellular component: nucleus; FACT complex. Bases 111 to 2219 code for a protein of 702 amino acids. The record is from RefSeq and is a predicted model, not a curated record. Lineage: Eukaryota; Metazoa; Chordata; Actinopteri; Carangiformes; Carangidae. The transcript is spliced from 18 exons. Gene Ontology annotation, molecular function: nucleosome binding; DNA binding; histone binding.
ACUCCCCUGACUCUUUCCUGUGACGUAGUGCUAGCUCCCGAUGCUACACGCGGGAAACAGGCGAAGCUGUUCAUCACAUUCACAAGCGUCCGUCAUUGCCUGUAGCUGAGAUGGGAGACACAUUGGAGUUCAACGAGAUUUAUCAGGAGGUGAAAGGCUCCUGGAAUGACGGGCGGCUGCGUUUCAGCAAGCAAAAUGUGGUUUAUAAAAGCAGCAAGACGGGGAAGGUGGACAGCAUCCCAGCUGGUGAACUCAACUUGGCCCAGUGGAGACGAGUGUGUCUAGGUCACGGUAUCAAACUGGGUACUAGCACAGGACACAUCUACAAAUAUGACGGCUUCAGGGACACGGACUUCGAAAGGAUCUCUGAGUUUUUCAAGGCUAACUACAAGGUGGAGCUAACAGAGAAGGACAUGUGUGUGAAGGGCUGGAACUGGGGAACAGCCAAGUUCUCGGGGCCACUGUUAUCAUUUGAUAUAAACGACAAUACAGCAUUCGAGGUUCCGCUAUCCAACGUCUCCCAGUGUGCCACAGGGAAGAAUGAAGUUACUCUGGAGUUUCACCAGAAUGACGACACAGAGGUGUCCCUCAUGGAGGUCAGAUUCUACGUCCCACCUAGCCAGGCUGAUGAACGACAAGACCCUGUCGAGGCGUUUGCCCAGAAUGUCUUGUCUAAGGCUGACGUGAUCCAGGCCACAGGAGACGCAGUGUGUAUCUUCAAAGAGCUGCAGUGUCUUACACCCAGAGGAAGAUAUGACAUUCGUAUCUACCCGACGUUCCUUCACCUCCAUGGUAAGACCUUUGACUACAAGAUUCCCUACACCACUGUCCUCCGUCUUUUCCUGCUGCCACACAAGGACCAGAGGCAGAUGUUCUUUGUGAUCAGUCUGGAUCCUCCCAUCAAGCAGGGUCAGACACGUUAUCACUUUCUGAUUCUGCUCUUCUCCAAGGAAGAGGACAUCAACCUCACCCUCAACAUGAGCGAGGAGGAUGUGGAGCGUCGUUUUGAGGGCAAACUCAGUAAGAACAUGUCGGGAUCGCUGUAUGAGAUGGUCAGCAGGGUGAUGAAGGCACUGGUCAACCGCAAGAUCACUGUACCCGGAAACUUCCAGGGUCACUCUGGUGCUCAGUGCAUCACCUGCUCCUACAAGGCAUCCUCAGGCCUCCUCUACCCACUGGAGAGAGGCUUCAUCUACGUCCACAAGCCGCCGGUCCACCUGCGUUUUGAGGAGAUUUCCUGUGUCAACUUUGCCCGAGGCACCACCACAACACGUUCUUUCGACUUUGAGAUUGAGACCAAGCAGGGAAACCAGUACACCUUCAGCAGCAUUGAGAGAGAAGAGUACGGCAAACUGUUUGACUUCGUUAACGCCAAGAAGCUCAACAUAAAGAACAGAGGGUUCAAAGAGGGCAUGAAGGGUAAAAUUGACGAGUAUAGCGACUCCGACGAUGACCAGCACGAUGCCUACCUGGAGAGGAUGAAAGCUGAGGGCAAGAUCAGAGAGGAGGGCAACGACAGUGACGAAUCAGAUGGUGGAAGCGAUGAAUCGUUUAACCCGGGAGAAGAAGAUGAUGACAUUGCAGAAGAGUACGACAGCAAUGCCUCAGCAAGCGACAGCAGUGAAGAAGGGGAUGAAAGUGAAGAUGAGAGUGCAAAGAAAAAGAAGGCCAAGAAAGUCAGUGUGGUGAAGGAGAAAAAAGAAAGGAAACCACGCAAAGAGAAGAAGCAGAAAGAUACCGGCGGUCCAAAGAGGCCGAUGAGUGCCUACAUGCUGUGGCUGAACUCCAGCCGUGAGCGAAUCAAGUCAGAGAAUCCAGGCAUCUCCAUCACAGAGAUCUCCAAGAAGGCCGGAGAGAUGUGGAGACAAUUGGGCAAAGACGAGAAGGAGGAAUGGGAAACAAAGGCAGGAGAGGCCAAGAGGCAGUACGACAAAGCAAAGAAAGAGUACACAGAGAGCGGUGGUGGAUCAACCUCUAAGAAGGAGAGUAAAAAAUCUGGAGGUAAAAAGGAUGAGAAGAAGAGGAAGUCUGCCGGUGCAGACAAAGACAGGGAGCGAGGAGGAGGCAAUGACAGCUUCAAGAGCCGCGAGUUCAUUGAGACCAGUGAGGAUUCAUCAGACUCUGACCACAAGAGCAAGUCCAAGAGGAAGAAGGAAUCGGAUGAUGAAGAGGAAGAGGCUGUGUCCACACCCGCUAGCUCAGAGGAAGACUCUGACUAAACAUACACACUCUUACCCAGCGUACACACAAACCAAGGACCAAGCAUUUAUACUCUUCAUGGUGACAUCACAUAAACAGACUGACAGACAAAUCAACAGACUUGAGUUGUUGUUUGUUUUUUUUUUUCCUCUACAUGUUUUGCUUUGAGGAUACAAACUCAUCUUCUCUGAAAGCUUGUUUGAUAUUUGAGCUGGUUUUCAUACUGAUGGCUCUAUUAAAUGGUGAUAUACUGGUGCGCCAUCUCACCCAUGGAGAUGGCUGUUGUAGAUUUAUAGCACUGGGGAGUUUAGGAGUUAUUAGUUGAUGCAGAUAACGCAGAGAGGAGUUGAUGCAAAAUCAUUUUGCUCUUGCAAUUGUGUUUUUUGGUUUUUUUUGUAAUGUUUUCCCAUGUCAUAUUUUCAGGCUGAAAUAAAUAAAUGAAUGAUGAUUUUUAAUAAA